Tuber melanosporum (Perigord truffle) is the source of this 2102-nucleotide messenger RNA. RefSeq lists its product as uncharacterized. Gene Ontology annotation, biological process: threonyl-tRNA aminoacylation. Bases 1 to 1977 code for a protein of 658 amino acids. Gene Ontology annotation, molecular function: ATP binding; threonine-tRNA ligase activity. Gene Ontology annotation, cellular component: cytoplasm. Lineage: Eukaryota; Fungi; Ascomycota; Pezizomycetes; Pezizales; Tuberaceae. The record is from RefSeq and is a predicted model, not a curated record. The transcript has 10 exons.
AUGGAAAAGGUUGACAAAGUAAUCGAGGGUGUCAGGAAGGUCGCGCUUGGUGAAGGGAGUGAAAAACCUGCUGAGGGAGCCUCCCAAGCUCCCAAAGCUCCUAAGGCUGGCAAAAAAUCGAAGAAGGUUGUUGCCAGUACAGCCACGGGUCCUUUGGAGUUAGAACCUCCACCGGAAUAUAUCUCACAUAGGAUUCACCUAUUUGAAAAACUAAAGGCUGAAUAUGAUCAAGAGGUUGCUGCAAAGCCUCGCGAGGACAUUACUAUCAGUCUCCCUGAUGGAAAAGUUGUUGCCGGUAAAUCAUGGGAAACUACUCCAUCUUCAAUUGCCCGCGGAAUUAGCAAGAGCCUUUUUGAGAAAACUGUUAUUGCAAAGGUCGAUGGCAAUGUGUGGGAUUUGGAAAGACCGUUCGAGAAAUCUGGAACCUUAGAGCUUUUGGAUUUUGAAGAUCCGGAAGGCAGGCGUGUGUUCUGGCAUUCCUCGGCUCACGUUCUUGGCGAGGCGGCUGAGCGUCGAUUUGGAUGUCACCUUUGCCUUGGACCUCCGACCGAUGAUGGAUUCUUCUACGAAAUGGGUCUUGGUGAGGGUGAGGUUGUUACGGCUACCGAUUACAAACCGUUGGAGACCAUCGCCCAGAAGGCCAUCAAGGAGAAGCAACCUUUCGAGAGACUAAUUCCUGACGGAACUAGUACUACUGUUUAUAGAUGUGGGCCGCUGAUCGAUUUGUGCGUCGGUCCUCAUGUUCCAAACACUGGGAGAAUAAAGGCUUUUCAGGUUAUGAAGAACUCCUCAUCGUAUUUCCUCGGUGAUGCCAUCAAUGACUCACUCCAGCGCAUUUACGGUGUCAGUUUCCCCGACAAGAAGCAGCUUGAGGAACACAAAAAACUCCUCGAGGAAGCUGCAAAACGUGACCAUCGUAAAAUCGGUAAAGAGCAGGAGUUGUUCUUCUUUCACGAGCUCUCCCCUGGUUCAUGUUUCUUCCUCCCACAUGGGACCCGCAUCUACAACACCUUAGUUGGCUACCUUCGUCAGGAGUACUGGAAACGUGGGUACGAGGAGGUUAUCACUCCUAACAUGUAUAAUGCCAAGCUCUGGGAGACCAGUGGACAUUGGCAAAAUUACCAGGAAAACAUGUUUACCUUUGAGGUUGAGAAGGACAAGUAUGGUCUUAAACCUAUGAACUGCCCUGGCCAUUGUUUACUCUUCGGGCACCGCGAACGCAGUUACAGAGAGCUUCCGUGGCGAGUUGCGGAUUUUGGUGUUAUUCAUCGCAAUGAAUUUUCUGGCGCUCUUACUGGAUUGACUAGAGUUAGAAGAUUCCAACAAGAUGAUACUCACGUUUUCUGCACCGAGGAACAGGUCGGAUCAGAAAUCCACGGACUCUUCGAUUUCCUUAAGACCGUCUAUGGACUUUUAGGCUUUACCUUCAAACUCAAGCUUUCUACCCGCCCAGAGAAAUUCGUCGGUGACAUUGCAACCUGGGAUUCUGCCGAGGCUCAAUUGACCAAAGCCCUUGACGAAUUCACCGCCGGCGGUGGUGGAAAGUGGGAAAUGAACCCAGGAGACGGUGCCUUCUACGGUCCCAAAAUCGACAUCACAAUCUCGGACGCCCUCCGCCGCGAACACCAGUCUAUCCUGGGAAGUGUGGAGCGCUUCAUCGCGAUCCUUACAGAGCACUUUGGCGGGAAGUGGCCGUUCUGGCUCAGCCCCCGGCAGAUCUUGGUCAUUCCGGUAAUGGCCGCCGCGAAUAACUACGUGCUUGAGAUUCAGAAGCUAAGAUUAGGACUGGACAGUUACAACAGUACAACUUUAUCUUUGGCAUUCGUUGGAGCCGAAGAGGAAGAAUCGCGUUCCGUCAACAUCCGCAAUAGAGACAACAAGGAAACGCAGAAUAAGGGCGAAUUAGUGCCAAUCGACGUAGCGCUUGAAAAGCUCUGUGCUCUCAGGGAUGAGAGAAGGGUGGUUAACGAACUGUAGAUUGUAGUCUUUUCGGUUUCAAGAUGUUAAAAUGGGAGUUUGUUCUGUUUUACGUUUGAGUUAAGAUACCGAGUUAUAUCAGGUGAACAUCCUAAUGGGCAAUAAUGCUAUAUUUGUUUUUAUGC